GCCAGUUAAUGCCCUGCAUUAUUUGCAUAAAUAGUCACGAGGCCUCUCUAAUUUGCAUAGUUGGAAUACUUCCUGUUUCCCUCAGAACAGGUUUUUGCUGUGGAUGAGGAAUCAGCAGACCUAAGAGAAGAGGCAACACACACCUUCUUCCUCAGUAUCAAAAUGGAUUCUUUUGAAGUAACGUGCCCUCAUCCUGUUGAGACGGAUGAGAGCAUGACAUCCUCUGGUCUGGACUUGGCCUGGCCUCUCUCUUGCAAACAGUGUAGUGGACGUACAGAGACCAGCCAGCGGAGGAGUAGCUAUGGGCACAACAGGGGCGCGGCCCACAGUGCUGGCCAGUUGAGCUUCCCCGAGGGCCACCACCAGCAGGAACCUGGAGCAACCUGUCACGUUGCCCCCCACCCUUUUAUUCACACCCAUGCAUGCCCGGGACAGAGCCAGCUCCCUGCAGGGGUUUGCCAUUGUGAUAGAGAGCAGGCGCUGUUGUGUGAACGGGAUCACAGUAGAGGCUAUGCUGAACCUUCAGACUGGCCCCAAAGUCCCUCUGUGGGCGAGGCAGAACCCUUGGAGGCCCCUUUUUCGCUCAAGUCUGAAGUUAACCACACCCACUAUGUCUCAUCACAAAACCUAGGAGCACGUAUGAACGUCCCCAACCCAAUGCAGGGGCGUCAUCUCAGACAGUGCGCGUGCUGCCCACCAGCAAACCAGCCCCGUCACAAUAAUUACACUCAUCAUACACGUGACUACCCAGCGGAUUCGUGGGAUGAGCCUCGGCGCUAUCUGCAGAACCCCGUCCCUCCAAAUGUCCCGUAUGGAUCUGUGCCUAAUCAGCGCGUGGGCCCUCCUAGAGAAUUGAUGCAUGAGGUCAGCGUAUACGGCUCCAUACAGGCCUGUCCAGGGCCGGCAACGGGUGAGAUCAGGAAGACCAUCAGCCUGUCUGAGGAGUAUAGGAAUGUCUUCAUCACAUAUUCAGUGGACACAGCAGAAGAGAUCAUUCCUUUUACCAAAUUUCUGACCGAUCAAGGGUUCAAACCAGCCAUUGACAUCUUCGACAAUCCGAUCCGAAGAAUGGGCAUCAACAAAUGGAUGGACCGUUUUCUGAAUGACAAAUCGGUGCUCAUCAUCGUGGUCAUCAGCCCCAAGUACAAGGAGGACGUGGAGGGGGACGGAGACGACGACCACGGCCUCCACACUAAGUACAUUCACAAUCAGAUCCAAAAUGAGUUUAUCCAACAAGGCUGCCUGAACUUCAGACUUGUACCUGUGUUGUUUCCAAACGCAUCCAAGAGACAUGUCCCCAACUGGCUCCAGAGCACCAGGAUCUACCGCUGGCCAUGGGACACCCAGGACCUGCUGCUGCGCCUCGUAAGGGAGGAGCGCUACAUCAUCCCACAACGGGGGGCCGACCUCACUAUCACCGUCCGCCCCCUCUGAGAAAAUCUGAAAGAACGACGGGCUCGUCUGGAAAAUAAGCAACUUCAAGAGCAAAUUGUUCAUUUUGUGUCAUGUGCCUCAAUGAGAACUGUUACAUGGCAGCAGAUUGGUUGUUCAGUGUUUUCCUUUUGUCGCUUGUUGCCUUUUUCAUUGGAUGUAUUAUUCAUUUUAAAUUUUUCAAUCUCACUACAAUCCUUAUAUCGUUAGAUAGAAAAGUUUUUCCGCAAGUUCUUGUCGCAACACUUUUUAAACGCAUUUGUUUAACCCACACUUUUAAUAUGAAAAUAUUGAGGAGUGCAGCUUUAAUUAUAGAGAGCAUAAAAUAGAAGUUACAAAUGCUAAAAGCCUUUUCCCUAUUGCUGCUAGUUGCUUUUGUUGUAAAAGAGUUGACUUAUAUAACGUUUGGCUUUUUUUUUUGUCUUUCUCAAAAUUACCAAACCUAGCUUUAAUUUUAAAUGUUAUUUUGAAAUCAUCGUCACACACUUAUUGAUUUACUACUCUUCAUGUUUUAUUAUUUAAUUUGAACUUCAUGCAGAAUAUAGUAUAAAAUAAAAAUAUGUCUAAAUAAAAUACAUAAUAUGUACUUGUUUUUUUUAUUUUUUUUUAUUGUUGAAUAGAUGAUAAUAAACACUUUUAAAUGCCUAGAAUGGUUCCAGUGCCACACAGGAGGCUGCAUGUUGUAUUUCUUUGUAGAGACUAGGACUGCCCAGAAGGUGGAAGCAUGUUCCAAAUAAUGACUCCAACCCUGUAUUACCGCUUCAUGGUAACAGCUCAAACUUCCAUUCAACAUUAGGUUGUGUUAUUGAUAUUCUGUUUUCGUAUUACUUUUGAUUACUUUUACUUUUACUUACUUUUGUUUGUUUUAACCAAGGGUAUUCUGAAUGACAAUUUUCAUUGUGGCUAUGUAAAAAUGAAAAUAAAGAAGGAGUUCUUGAGGGUCA
Gasterosteus aculeatus aculeatus (three-spined stickleback) is the source of this 2375-nucleotide messenger RNA. It is a transcript of the gene traf3ip2a, whose product is annotated as TRAF3 interacting protein 2a. Gene Ontology annotation, biological process: positive regulation of canonical NF-kappaB signal transduction; humoral immune response. Lineage: Eukaryota; Metazoa; Chordata; Actinopteri; Perciformes; Gasterosteidae. The record is from RefSeq and is a predicted model, not a curated record.